This is a messenger RNA of Punica granatum (pomegranate), 1983 nucleotides long. Lineage: Eukaryota; Viridiplantae; Streptophyta; Magnoliopsida; Myrtales; Lythraceae. The record is from RefSeq and is a predicted model, not a curated record.
AUGGAGCAAAUGUGCUCCAUGGCUCUAUCAGAGGAGCUCGGCUUCCUCCGUCCGCUUACAGUUGGACUUUUCAUCAUCCUCGUGAAGAAACCAAAGGCUGACACUGAACCUAAUCAGGAGAAGAAAAAGGUACCCGAAGCAGAAGCAGUAGCGAAAGAUGAACUUAGCGUGAGCUUGUUGAAUAUACGGGUUGGCCUUAUUCGGAAAGCUUGGAAACAUCCAUCUGCAGACAGUUUGCUGGUUGAGGAGAUUGAUAUUGGAGAAACUAAGGCGCGUCAAGUUGUCAGUGGUUUGGCAAAGUAUUGUAGUCCUGAUAGCUUGACGAAACGUGAAACCAAGAAAACUGAGAGAUGUUCUGUCGGAAGGACUGGAGAAGCCUCUGCUAGCCAAGCCAUUUCCCUCCCUGUCCCAGUUCCUGACUCUUUUUUCUACAGAGAGGACCUCCAAUCGAUCCCUCUCCAAGUCGACAACUUCAUCCUCAGCUUUAUCCUAGUUACGGAUCAGUUGAGUUUGCAGAGUAAGAGAAAGAAGAGGAAAGUCGUUGCUCUAACUUUCUGUAUUCAAAUGUGUACUAUAAUAAGGGGUUUGAUGGGAAUAAUGUUAGAAUUAGCUGCUCUAUAUGGUCCUAAACCAAGCAGUAGGUCGUACGAGUUAAAAUAUUAUAGGAAGAGGGAUCAUAUUAGGAGGCUUGUGUAUGCGGAUGACAUUACUUGUACUGAACAACUAAGAAUGGAUAGGAAUGCAUUUUUCAAAUUGUGUCAUAUGCUUCAAGAAAUUGGGGGUCUGAAAAAUACAAGAAAUAUGCAUGUUGAUGAACAAGUUGCAAUGUUUUUAUAUGUAUUGGCCCAUCAUUUUAAGAAUCGAGUCAUUAAACACCAGUUUAGUAGAUCGGGUGAAAUUGUAAGCCGAUAUUUCCACAAUGUUCUCAAAGCCACUUUACGUCUACAAGCUCAUUUGUAUAAGAAGCCCCAACCAAUAGCUGGUAAUUCAGAGGACCAACGAUGGAAGUGGUUUAAGAAUUGUCUAGGUGCUCUAGACGGGACGUAUAUCAAAAUCAGAGUGCCCGAGGUUGAUAAGCCUAGAUACAGAACUCGUAAAGGUGACAUAGCAACCAAUGUGUUAGGAGUUUGUACUCCAGAUAUGCAAUUCGCAUAUGUCCUUCCUGGAUAGGAGGGUUCUGUAGCUGAUAGGAAGGUAUUACGGGAUGCUAUUUCUAGGGAACGUGGACUUAGGGUGCCAACUGGUUGUUAUUAUCUCGUUGAUGCUGGUUAUACAAACUGUGAGGGCUUUUUGGCACCCUUUAGAGGUCAAAGGUAUCACCUCAAUGAGUGGCGUCAAGGACAUUGACCGAGAAAUGAUGAGGAGCUUUUCAAUUUGAGACAUGCCUCUACUCGUAAUGUUAUUGAAAAGUGUUUCGGCUUGCUUAAGAUUCGAUGGGCGAUUCUUAGAAGUUCGUCAUUUUAUCCUGUUAGGGUUCACAAUAGAAUUAUAAUUGCUUGUUGCCUAUUACAUAAUUUCAUUAGGAGAGAGAUGGCUUUUGAUCCUAUGGAAGACCAACUGAAUGAAAUGGAUGUUGACAACCCUAAUAAGGAUGAUGAUCAUAUUUCUGAUAUUCAAACAUCAAAUGUUUGGAGUAAUUGGAGGAAAGAGUUGGCAACUGAGAUGUUUAAUGAAUGGAACUCAUCCACUACUUAAAUAGAUGUUGUGAUUGGGAAUUGUAAUGUAAACUUUGAGUUGUUUUUUCAUCAACUACUUAGAUAGAUUUGCUUGGUAUUGUAAGUUGUAUUGUCAUUGCUUUCUGAAGACAAUGUUAUGAAUCUAUUUCAAUGCACUUUCGGUUUGAUUUUCUGAAAGUCUUAUGUGCCAUAUUAUAUGUAGAUAUGUAUCCUUUUUGCAUAUAUUCGGUUAAAUACAUGUUCUUAUUGCCAUUUCAUAUAUGUGUUAUUGGUAUAGAAAAUGGAAGGUAAUUUUGCUUCUGUUACU